Molecule: messenger RNA, 1880 nt
Organism: Aspergillus alliaceus
Lineage: Eukaryota; Fungi; Ascomycota; Eurotiomycetes; Eurotiales; Aspergillaceae
Exons: 6
Coding region: 616-1737 (373 amino acids)
Source: RefSeq, a predicted model, not a curated record
UCUACUUCCUCCGAAAUAGGAGUCCCACUAUAAGAGAUUCGAUGUAACCCGCCUCCUCCUUGCUCCACCUGCGUGGUUCCAUAUUUGGAAAUUGAUUGUCCACUGCGAGAAUCCUUGCAGGGCCGCUGUGACAAAAACCCUCCGGCCUGGGCGGUUGCUUGAGCGGGCCGAGGGAACGGAUCGUUGAGACCCAAGAUGUCUCGCCUAAAACAGGAUGGAUUUAGCGCUCUGGAGUCGUCAGGUCGCCCUCCUGAGUGCUUGAUGGAAUGGUAUUCGUUUUUGGGGUGCAGAUUGUCGUGGAUGCAUAGGAACUAUUGUGCUUCUUGGGCAAUUUUAUAGUCAUUUGAUGCAUAAGAUGGGAUGGACACCAUGCAACCUUCUGCUUCCUUGCCAUUACCCUCUUUUUUUUUUUUUUUUCCCCCGUUGUCUUUUCCCUACUUUCCUUCCCUUCUGCCUUCGUCUUAUCUCAAUCUUAUUCCACAUCCCUCGUUUCCCGAAUGUCGAUCACUGGACUGAGAUCUCCAUUUGUCUCAGAGAGUAUGUCUGAAAAGGCUUGACCUCCCCAGCCCACGUCGACACGCCCGCGUAUACAUUGUCUCUAGUCGCUUGCCUGGCAUGGCCGAAGAACCGGUGAUACCCCCACCACCGGGGUUCACCUCGAAUCUUGAACACCCGCAGGAUGCCCUCCACACGGUCAAUUUGGUAACGCAACUGCUAUGUAUCAUCUUUGUUACGAUUAUCGUCAUACUGCGCCUAAUUAUCAAUAUACGUCUUCGGAAACGCCUGGGACUGGAAGACUAUACAACAUUUGCAGGAUGGGUACUCUUCCUUGGGUUCUGCAUCAACAUGCUUGUUCUAAAUUCUCACGGCGGCGGGUAUCAUGCCUGGGACGUGCCAAAGAGUCAGUUCCUUGACUUCCAGAAGGCAUCCUACGCAAUCACGAUCAUUUACGUCCCCACGGUGUUCGUCGUCAAGCUUGCCCUUCUCUCGGUUAUGCUACGGAUCUUUGCCCCAGAUCGCCGUAAAGUCCUUGUGAUCCACGCCAGCUUGAUUGUGCUCCUGUGUUACUAUAUCCCCGCCCUGUUCAUCAAAAUAUUCUUUUGCAAACCCAUUUCGGCAUAUUGGUAUGGAAUUGAGCACGGUGGGUCCUGCAUUGAUCAGCAGAAGGUCAUCAUCGCCGACUCCGUCAUCAGCAUUGUCAGCGACCUGUGGAUCCUUAUUCUACCGGUACCGAUGCUGUGGUCACUGCACAUGUCGCGCGUGAAGAAGUUACGGGUCAUCGCUCUUUUGGGAGCGGGUGGACUUGCUACAGCAUUUAGUAUCUGGCGACUAGUGAUCAUGGUGGAGGAAGCCCAGACAACUGACACAACGUGGUUUUGGAUACAUGCCGUGUUGACCGCUAACGCUGAAGCAGGUAUCGGCCUUAUAUGCGCCUGUCUGCCCGCCUUGAGCUCGUACUUCGUCUCUGUCAAAAACAAGAGCAGCAACGCCAAUAGUGGCAGCUACUACGUGCGCAGCCAUGAGCUCGAUAAUUGGAAGAAACUUUCUGCCUCGAGGAAGAGCCGCGUCGACCCGGCCUCCUUCACUCAACAGACUGACCAAGCGCACCUCAUCUCAACCGCAGAAGGCGUUGAGGGAACCGAGGAAUCGUUGGUGAGCCGGCAGAACAGUCAUCCCGAUCGACCCGUUAUACAUAAGGACGUCGUCGUGUCUCAAAGUUACGAAUUUGUAAAAUAAUACCCCUUCGAUAAUCAUCAUUCUUUUCUUUCCCUUGUGUACAACGUAUAUGGCCAGGUCAUACAUCAACGGUUGGAAUUUGAACAUUUAUGACUCAUGAAAUUAUGGCAGGUGGGAAUUCAGUCCCAACCCCAUCGAGUUAC